UACUCUUUGAGUUGUACGGGUUUAGGGCGGAGCGUGGUCGGUAGGUUACGGAGACAGUCGAGGUAACAGCGGACACUUCGUGUAGUAACGUCUGUUUCCAAAUGGCAACGAAGGCGGACGAGCAGCGGGAACCGGCGGACGUCGCUGCGCUGUCGCCGCUCCACGGCACCAGAAUCCACCACAAUAGUAAUAACAACAACAAUAAUAACAACAACAACAAAGACAGCGAGGCGAGCGAGACCGCGACGUCCGCCACCGCCGCCAGCACGACGGAGUCCGGCGGGACGGCGUCGCAGAGCAUCGGGAACGGCUCGGUCAUCAACCCCACCGGGGGGAACAACGGGAAGUGGGUCCGGCUGAACGUCGGCGGCACGGUGUUCCUCACGACGCGGCACACUCUGCUCAAAGAGCAAACUUCAUUCCUGUACCGGCUGUGUCAGCAGCAGGACCUGCACUCAGACACGGAUGAGACGGGAGCCUACGUGAUCGACAGAGACCCCACGUACUUUGGUCCCAUCCUAAACUACUUGAGACACGGCAAGCUGGUGUACAACAAGGAGCUGGCUGAAGAAGGUGUCCUGGAGGAGGCUGAGUUUUACAACAUUACCCCACUGAUCAAACUCAUCAAGGAGAGGAUCGUGGAGAGAGACUCCAAAGCCACGCAGCAGGUGCCCCCCAAGCACGUCUACAGAGUGUUGCAGUGUCAGGAGGAGGAGCUGACCCAGAUGGUCUCCACGAUGUCGGACGGCUGGAAGUUUGAGCAGGUCAGCGUGCGCGCCUGCAGAAAGCCCCGCACCGGACUGCUCUGGACUAUGGUGAACAUCGGCUCGUCAUACAGCUACGGGACAGAGGACCAGGCUGAGUUUCUAUGUGUCGUAUCAAAGGAGCUUCAUACUCCCGGUUCUGGACUGGGCACGGAGCAGAGUCACAAAACCAAGCCGGCGGAGAUGCAGGAGGAGGAGGAGGAGGCUGCGAAGGAUGAGGAGCAAGAGCAGGAGGAGGAGGAGGAGGGAGAGAGAGAUACCAGACCGAAUGAGUGGCUUAGAGAAUGAGGGAGUCAUGUUUCUUUGUUCCAAAGAGAGGCGGGAAUGGGUGAGGAACUGUGCGCUGGAUGUGCUAGCGGGUAGACCUGGUAGAUUUUAGUGUGUGAGGGUUUGUAUGCGUGUGUAUGUAUACAUGUCUAUGGUGAUCGUCGUUGUUUUAUGUCACCGCAUUGAGAAUGACCUCUAUUUAAGUUAACCCAGUGCACACUCAAACAAGCAAAUACAAGUAGAUGUGCAAAGCAGUGAAGAUACUAAAACCAUACACUGACUUAACCCACAGCUUAAAUAAUGGCAUUAACGUUGUUUGUGUAAAAACUUUGUUCAUAUGAAUCUGAUUUUGUUCAUCCGCAUAGGACACAUCUCAAGGCUUUGACCAUGCCUAGUAAUCUGCUUGCAUUUAAAAAGCCUGCACAGGCAAAGGCUUUUGCAGCACCGCUAAUGACUCAAUUCAAAGCAACACUUUGCACGUGCGAUACAGUUUGCUGAUUGGCUGUUGGAUGAAAAUGUCAUACCGUCAUGCUGUUCGUCUUCAUGACCUGCAGCAGCUUGUGUCUGAGUGUGAAUAUGGACAUGCUCAGUCUGGUCUCUCAGUGACCCAUCACAGCCACACACAUAUUGAUUGAACACUGUGUCUCUGUGGGCUCUCAUUACCGAUGCUGUGACAUGAAUAUCUCUGACCUUUCAGUGUAGCUGUAGUGUUGGAUGUCCUUCCCAGUCUGUGUGCAUACCGUAUUUACAUUCACAAUGCACAGUCACUCAGAGGAGAUAACACCCUGAGAAACCACUUUCAAACAUGGACGUCAUGCAUUUUAAACACGGUUAAAACGUCUCAUUCUCAUGUCAGUCAAGUCAUUAGCUCUCAUUCUGUCUCCAUAAUCGCAGCCAAAAAAUCAUUUCAAUUAGCUAGAAGGUUUUAAGGUUACAUUGCCGCGGAUCCACAUUUUCUGAUGUCUGAUUUUUGUUUUUAAUUUACAGCUUUUCCAGAUCCACGGGUCCCGGAUGUGAAAAAAAAAAAAAAGAAUAUAACUUUUAUCUUGGCUCAUUAUGACACUCACACAGUGUAAGUGUGCCUCAACAGGUGGUCAUCAAAAACAAGAUCUGUAGCAUCGGUUUAUUUACAUAAUGCCAGUUAUAAAGAUGGCCAAAAAGGAAGAAGAAUAGGUUAGUCUCACAGCUUUAUUUUCAAGUAGUUUAUUUUUUUUCUUUUCAGUGACACUCAUUUUAUGAGAAGAAAUCGUCAUGUGCUGGGCUGUGCAAACAUUACAUUGCCAAGGACAGUAGUGGAGCUUAGUAAAUUAUGACCAAAGAUUCAAAGUAAAGCUGGCUGAUCCAAGGUGCUGCAUACACAAACAUGACAGAGAAUCUGAAAUCUGCCUUCAUCACUCAGUGAGGAGCUUUUUCUGCAUCAAUCCAAUCUGAUCAAUCUUAAAUGGAGUGCAGGGAUCUGAUUACUCCUGUACUGUGCAACUUUGGAUGCAGUUGUUCCCAAGAUCUUUAACUUCAUGCCCAUUUAGCUCCGAUGUUGCACAAGGCUGCUUCGGUAAACAAUCCCCUUGGCAACAAAAACACAAUAUAUGCAGUGAUCCCAUCAACUGUUAACUUUAGAAAUGUAAUAUAGAUUCACUUAACCAUAAAGCUUGUAAAGAAUAACUGAAUGGUGACUGAAUCAUUUGUUGUCCAAUGCUGGUUUAAUCUUCAGGUAUUAGAUGUUAUUAAGCCAGUGAUUGGUUUGUUUGGCUUUUAAUCGAUGGAUGGAAUCAGUGUAGCUGAAGACAGAGAAGGGGAUUUGUUCAUAUCCAAGUAUUUACUCAAAAUAAUACAAAGAUUUCAUCUGGCUACAGGAAGACUGAAAGAUAAUAAGAGUCUGUCUAUCAGAGCUCAAAGCAACAGCAGUUACACUCACACGCUGCCCCUCCAGCAUCAACACCCUGCGGUGCGCUGAUACACACCUGCAUCACCACGUGCCGGUGCAGGCUCAGCAGCAUUCGUCUCAGUCUGUCGCCUUGGCUGCAAUCCAAAGGCAGCUUUGGCCUCAGCUGACAGAGACGCUGGCAUGAGUUAGCAAAGAGUGUAAGAGAGACUCAGAGAGAAGGAGGGGGGGGGGACAAACUGAGCAGGAGAGGGUGACAAAGCAGUGUGUGGUGAAGCUACUCUAUGUCCUCUGUUGUUUUCUUUGUCAGUUCAGAGAGAGGACAGCUCGCAGCUCCUACUUUCAACAGUGUGCUGAUCUGCCGCAGUGCAGGUGUGUGAUUGAGGGAGGUUUUUUUAGAAGCAGUAACUUACAUAACACGUGACUUCUAACAACCUCUAUUGGCAACUUGUAGGAACUGCACCACAGAUCAGAUGUGUAUCCUGUGUCUGUCUGUAGAACAAACCCUGACAGACGUUUUUGUAAAUGUGCAUAAUGGAAUAAAAUAGGUUUUAGGUGUAGUUUGGUAAAUACACCUGCUGCAGGUUUUUGACUUUACAUUUACCGUAAAUGGACUUGGAAAACUCUAGCAGUGUGGUCGUUGAAUGCCUGAUAGUAAAGGGUCAUGGCUUAAAGAAAACAAGGUUUCUAACAUUUUUAACAGCAGGUUAGAAAAUAUGUAAAUAAGCAUUUUAUGUACAAUUUAUUUACAAUAACCCCGUGUUAUGUCAUAGCUUAUCAGAAAACAUCAUCAUCAAAUAAAACAGAAAUGUCACAGAGCAGAAGCUAAUGGAAGUGUAGCAAGCCGAACAAUAAAAUACAUAAAAUAUUCUUCAGUUCAUUCACAAACAACCAUAACAGGAACAACAAGGGUUACCAUUCAGAGUUUCCUAGUCCGGCUUGUUAGCCAUGUUGACUUUCCAAAUUCAUGUUAGCCAGCUACACUCGUGAUACCCUCCAAUAAGUGUGUGUCUACAUGAUAUAGCUUCGCCUAAUCCCAUCAUCCCGUUCUGUGAUUGGUUAAUUUUCCUUGUCCUUGUGGUCAGCCCAGUUUACAUCAGCCCCCUCCCCCCCCUCUGCAGGUUAGCUCCAGUUAAAACUGACUGCCCGGAUUGAUAAAGAGUAGGGACGCCAAUACACUCAAACUGUUAAACCCAGGCAAUAAUGAAGUCACAUUACGAGACAAUCCAACUUUAAGAACAUUGUCUGCGACUUCUUUGAUAUAAUUUUGAUAAAUAAAUCUGAAAAAAAGCCUUCAAAUACGACAUGGUGUGUCUGUGUGAUGCGUAAGAGAAAGUGUGUGAGGUAUUUCACCUGUAAGAGAAAAACAUCCUGGACCUCUCCGGUCUCUCCCGACGUGCUUUCAGCUGAGUUAGCAGGUAUAGUGACGUCAUCAUGCUUGUGAUAAUCAUGACACACAUUAGAAGGAGGAAGACGACUGAAA
Molecule: messenger RNA, 4396 nt
Organism: Labrus bergylta (ballan wrasse)
Lineage: Eukaryota; Metazoa; Chordata; Actinopteri; Labriformes; Labridae
Source: RefSeq, a predicted model, not a curated record